Molecule: messenger RNA, 971 nt
Organism: Triticum aestivum (bread wheat)
Lineage: Eukaryota; Viridiplantae; Streptophyta; Magnoliopsida; Poales; Poaceae
Exons: 8
Coding region: 86-811 (241 amino acids)
Source: RefSeq, a predicted model, not a curated record
CCAAGAUCCAAGAGCAAUCAGCUAGCUAAGGCAAACUUAGCUACGAGUAAGAGGGGAGUUACUACCUAGUACGAGUGCUAGCAGGAUGCCGGAAGAACCGAGGCGCAGCAACAAUCAGCGCCUCCAGCCUAUACGAAAUACAGCAAUUGUAGGUCCUGCUAGGCGACAGCUUCAGUUCACGCAGGAACGAACUACCAACCAAGGCCCAACUCAUGGGAACAGUUCAGCAGGGGGGAAUGCUCCCAUGCGGGGUGGAGUUGGCCAUCUCAGUAACCCCCAAGCCCAAGUUCAUUCUACCAUUAUAGCUCCAGCCCAUCAAAAUGAAGAAACUAGGGUGAAUAACCCAGCAAGGGGUGGAGUGGGCAAUCCUAUAAACCAGCAGGAGAAUUCGACUAGGAUUGUCUCAAACCAUGAAAACAAUAUAGGGGUGAAUUACCCGUCAAUGGGUGGAGCGGGAAAUCCUACCAAGACACAGGAUAAUUCUACCAAGAUAGUCUCAAACUAUGAAAACAAUACAGGAUUGAAUGUUCCAUCGUCGAUUGUUGCUAUCCCUCCUCACACCCCACAAGGUCAUGGUGCCAAUGUAGUCUCAACUCCUGAGAACAACACAUCAACCGAUGCAUCAACCGUUGGACCACCAAACAGAGCUAUCCAUAUGGCCCGUGAAAAUCCUGUCGCUGUGAUACAACCUCAAAUUGUCAAUGAGUGUAGCCAUGAAGAGCGACUCAAGUUCAAUGAAGAAAGGCGCAUGCAGGUGCCUAUGUUGGCCCUACAUGAACUGCAAAUAAACGCAUACAUGUGUAGCACGUGAAUAAUAUACUCCUAUGCAUGUGCUGCUCACAAGCAUGUGCUUAGUGAGCGUCAUUUGUCUGUAAUUUAUACAUGUAAGCAUAUCACAAUAAGCAUGCAUUAAUGAUGUAUACUUGGUAAAUGAAAUAUUUAUAUAAGUUGUUAUUUGCACAUCUGAUGUA